CGAAGUGACACAGACACGUACCUCUUGAUCUCUCUGUUCGGAGACCACGCGCGGCUCGGAGACAUUGCCGGUGCAUCGGUUUGCUAGAUUCCGGGUGUACACCACACAACAAGAGGUAGGGCAACACGCAACGUUUGCGUAGAGGAGGGUCCCGCCGACGUACGUGUUGUGCGUUGAGGUUGACGUGGGCUGUCCAGCAAAUGGCUUCCGUGCGUCAAGCCGACGAGGCCAGCCAAGGCCAAACAAGUAUAGGUGGUGGUCAGGGCCCGACUGCUUCACCCGGGGAACAGCAGCAACACGAGCAUGUUGAAGAGGGCGGCGACGUUGCCCAUCAACCCGGCAACCGCAUGGCGGAAGCAAUGCAAAGGGGAGGCAUCUUGGGCUGGGGCUCCUACUUGACGUUCGCCUGGGCCGGACCUUUCCUCAAGCUCGGCUCCACUAUCACCCUCAAGGAGGAGCACCUUGAGGGAAUCUACCACAAGCACGAGAGCCGGCGCCUCUAUGACAAGCUUCGACGCAACUGGGAAUUGGAGAGGUCCAAGAUGGGGGGAGACAGUGAGCACAGCCGCGGCAGGCGCAAGGGCACCACCCUCCUGAGGGCUCUGGUUGCCACGUUCAAGCGGGGACUGGCGCUAACAGCGUUGCUCAUGAUCGGGGAUAGCGCCAUCCAUAUCCUUCAGGUGGGGCAAGCAGGCGGAGACGGGGGUUGGGGGGGUGGGGGGAGAGAGGCGUUAUCGCUGGGGUGGCUGAUCGGAUACUUCGACGACGACAGCUCGGAGAGUUGGGAGGGCUGGGCCUACGCCUCGGCCGUCGUGCUGGGCGGGGUGUUGUUCAGGCGAGCUGAUGCUACUUAUUCUGUCCUUUAG
Molecule: messenger RNA, 866 nt
Organism: Ectocarpus sp. CCAP 1310/34
Lineage: Eukaryota; Phaeophyceae; Ectocarpales; Ectocarpaceae
Source: the annotation of a GenBank genome assembly